Messenger RNA from Xyrauchen texanus (razorback sucker), 1874 nucleotides. RefSeq lists its product as uncharacterized. The record is from RefSeq and is a predicted model, not a curated record. Lineage: Eukaryota; Metazoa; Chordata; Actinopteri; Cypriniformes; Catostomidae. The coding region runs from base 895 to 1761 and encodes 288 amino acids. The transcript has 3 exons.
CUGUUUCUGCACUACUCUACUUCAUUGUGGGUAACGCAUAUGAAGUGUGGUUUUGUGCAAAUGAAGUGCUCCAUUGCUUUGUUCACUUGAUAAACAACAUGUUCAUGCAUGUAUCUAGGCAGGUGCUUUACACCUUCACCAAUCGAUGAUGUGUGAAGUUGACCUUUUGUCCAUAUUGUGUGACAAACAAGACUAUAAAUUAGAGCUGUCAUAAUUAAGAUUACUAUAUAUAAAAUAUUACAUUACCAAGCCAGUUCCCCAGGUUACGGACUGCCAGGGGCCUUCAAAGUCUCAGGUCGUGUGGUCUGAGACAGCCAAAAGUAGUUGAGCACCGGCCGACCACUGGGGACUCUGAGCUCUUCAGCACAUCAAAAGGAACAGAAUGCAGGUGUCUUAAGAUCUUUUCUCUUGACAUGGCAUCUUUAAACAGUGAGACACGGCACAGCGGUCAAACAUAUCCGUCUAGUGCAUGUGUACUUUAAAAAACACUAAAAGGAGUUUAGUCUGAACAGCCCCUGACUCUUACAGAAAUCCUUCCUCAUUCUCACAACAGAAAGUUCCACUAAUUAAUAAAGCAGUGCAAGUAUUCAGUUCCCUUUCCAUUAUCCAGUUUGGGUAACACUAUGUGGUUGGUUUGCUCAAUCCCACUCGUGGUGCAUGACAAAUGGUCUUCUUUUGUUGAUUCUCAAUGGUGAGAAGAAAACUAGACUGCAUCAAGUUGUAGCGUUUAAUCAAACUGAAGAUUUUGCAGCUUCAGCUCUCAGAAGAAAUUCAUACAGCUCAGAGAUGGCAUGAGGAGUCUAGAGAGAACUGUCGAGGGCAAUCAGAGAGGCAAAGCGCGCACACACCCAGAGAAUCCACAGUCACUUCCAGGACAGCUGUGAUACGCGGCACAUGUGGCAGGGCAUCCAGGCCAUGACCAACUACAGGACAACAUCAGUUGCCUGUGACAAAGAUGCCUCCCUUCCAGAUGUGCUGAACAACUUCUACGCUCGUUUUGAAGUGCAGAACGAUGUGGUGGCAAGGAAGAACACCCCUCCUCCCAACGACCAGGUGCUCUGUCUUACCAUGGUGGAUGUGAGGAAAACUCUACGUAGAGUCAACCCACGGAAGGCUGCUGGACCAGACAACAUUCCUGGCAGAGUGCUCAGAGGAUGUGCAGACCAGCUAGCAGAUGUUCUUACCGACAUCUUCAACAUCUCUCUGAGCAGCGCCGUCAUUCCAACGUGCUUCAAGGCCACCACCAUCAUCCCCAUGCCAAAGAAGUCUUCAGUGUCCUUCCUCAACGACUACCGUCCCAGUGCACUCACACCAAUCAUCAUGAAGUGCUUUGAGAGGCUCAUCAUGAGGCACAUUAAGACCCAGCUGCCCCCCUCACUAGACCCACUGCAGUUUGCGUAUCGUCCAAACCGUUCAACAGACGACGCAAUCGCCACAACCCUCCAUCUGGCCCUCACCCACCUAGACAAAAAAGGACUCAUACGUUCGAAUGCUGUUCAUAAAUUUCAGCUCAGCAUUCAACAGGAUAAUUCCUCAGCACCUGAUUGGAAAGCUGAACCUGCUGGGCCUGGACACCUCCCUCUGCAACUGGAUCCUGGACUUCCUGACUGGGAGACCUCAGUCAGUCCGGAUCGGGAACAGCAUCUCCACCACCACCACACUGAGCACUGGGGCCCCCCAGGGCUGUGUGCUCAGUCCACUGCUGUUCACUCUGCUGACUCACAACUGUGCAGCAUUGCACAGCUCGAACCACAUCGUUAAGUUUGCAGAUGACACGACCGUGGUGGGUCUCAUCAGCAAGAACGACGAGUCAGCAUACAGAGAGGAGGUACAGUGGCUAACGGACUGGUGUAGAGCCAACAACCUGUCCCUGA